AUGCAUUGGGUUAAUGCUUACUUUAAGGAUAUUUUUUUGGCUGGUAUGACCACAACUGGACGAAGUGAGAGUAUUAAUUCAUUUUUUGAUGGAUUUGUUAACUCAAGCACUAUGUUAAAUGAAUUUGUAGUACAAUAUGACAAAGCAGUUGCGUCACGAAGGGCCGCCGAAGAAGAUGAAGAUUUCAAGACUAUAAAUUCGAGGCCGGUUCUGUCCUCAGUACAUCCAAUCGAAGCAAAAGCAGGUGAGUGUUAUACUCGAAAGAUUUUUGAUAUUUUUAAAAAAGAGUGGAUAGAAGCUAAUAAUAAUUUAACUCAUGAGACACUAAGCAAAAGUAUAGAAGAAAGCAAAUAUCAAGUUGGGCGACUAGAUGUUGAUAAAACAUAUUGGCGCAUUGGUACUUUUAGUUCUUUGAAUCAAGUCAACGUCACAUGUUCGUGUGCUAAGUAUGAGACACAUGGAAUUUUAUGCAAGCAUAGGCUGUAUGUGAUGAAGAAAACGCAUGUUCAAACACUCCCCGAUCAUUAUAUUUUACACCGAUGGACCCUUAAUGCUAGGUACAAGGUAGGUAGUGUUAGUAUCGGACUCAGUGAUAUGAAUACUGAAAAUGGAGUUAGUACCUUCACAUUAUGGUGUGUCCAUUCAAAUUUUAAUAAACUAAUUGAACAAGCAAGAGACUCUCCUUUGGAGAUACAGAAACUUAAUACGCUAUUGACAAGUCUUUUAGAGGAUCAAGCAGUACGAAAGAAAUCUAUAUCUUUUGAGAAUACAUCUCAAGGUUCUUGUAUGGGAAUUUCGCAAGUAGAUAUCAUGCCACAGUUAUCUGUCCGUGAUCCUCUUGGUCCAACUACUACAAAAGGGCGUCCUAAAGUUGCUAGUAGAAUCAAGUCUCCUUUAGAAGCCCCCAAAAAGCGAACGUGCUCUUACUGUCAAGGAUUGGGUCAUUACGCUAGUAGUUGUUCAAAAAGAAAGGCAGAUAAAUCUAUGCAUGAGAAAGAAAAAUAA
Molecule: messenger RNA, 1005 nt
Organism: Lactuca saligna
Lineage: Eukaryota; Viridiplantae; Streptophyta; Magnoliopsida; Asterales; Asteraceae
Source: the annotation of a GenBank genome assembly